This is a messenger RNA of Portunus trituberculatus (swimming crab), 3388 nucleotides long. Its product is annotated as tetraspanin-4-like. NCBI's taxonomy places the organism in Eukaryota, Metazoa, Arthropoda, Malacostraca, Decapoda, Portunidae. Bases 360 to 1328 code for a protein of 322 amino acids. The record is from RefSeq and is a predicted model, not a curated record. The transcript has 6 exons. Gene Ontology annotation, cellular component: membrane.
UUCAUAUGGCCCUCAGUAUGAAGUAUAUUAUACGCGGCAGAGCCUCCCUCUGUCCGUCCUCUUGGUAGUGUUCAUUACUGGGAUAAAGAAGGCUGUUAGAUAAAUUAAAAGUAUAUGGAUGACAGGUUGAAAUAGGUUGGUUGGCUUUAUACAGGGACUGUGACAUGUAGCUUCCCUUAAUGUACGAUAAAUGGGAAAACACCAGUGUAUUCUGUACAAAUAAAAGAUGUUUCAAGUUGACGAAAUAAGAUGAUUAUGAUAGUGAAGAAAUGCGAUUUGUGGGGAAAGCAAUUAAGUAGAUGUAAGAUAUAAUUGGUGUAGCGAAAUACUUAAUGGAAUUCAUAUGAAUUAUAAUAGCUAUGAUAUCACAUAUAGGAGAGAGAAACAAGAACAACAAUGAAGUCAAUGAAUUAUCCGCACAUUUAAAGCUCCCGCGGAUCACGUCCAAGGCCAUUUCGGCAACACAUCAAGAAGUGGCAGCGUCUUGCUCUGCGAUGACGUCCAGAGAAGAUCAGCUGAUCAUGGCGGUGGCCAAGUACAUAGCCUUCGCCACAUUUAUCAUUAUGGCUGGUACUGGUAUAGCAUUGGGCUAUACCGGUGCCAGCUUGCUGUCUUCCUAUGUGGCUUAUCUCUCGCCAUGGGUUCCUGUGUGGCUGUGGUUGGCGGUGGGGUCUGUGAUGGUGCUGGGAGUCAUGAUCACAGCCAUCAGUACUGUUGGUGCUAUUUCUACCUUAGCACCAAAUCCUAAGGGCUUCAAAAUGUGUCUUUCGUUACUGUUGAUGGCUAUAGUAACUGAAAUGGGCACUACAGUGUUAGUAUAUCAGAAGAAGGCGUUGUUCUUGAACUCCCUCUCCCUUCACAUGAAACAAGAAAUGGAAGUGAGUGAGGCAGCCUAUGGUGCAAAUAUUUCUGACACUCAAAUGUGGGAUGAAAUUCAGCUUGAGAUGAAUUGUUGUGGAACAGAAGACUAUGAGGACUGGUUUGACACGGCCUUUGGGAAUGGGACAGAUGUUCCUGACUCAUGCUGUUUGCUUAUUUCUGAAGGGUGUGGGAAAGGCAUAAAGAAUGAUGUUACCCCUGAAGAUGAUAUUGAGACAGAGGGUUGCCUUCCUACAUUAAUAGAUGACUUUAAGCGUGAUGCUGAAACACUGAGUCGAGGAGUGUGGCUGCCUGUCUGUGCCAUGCAUGUUGCUCUGUUCGUUCUACUGUUGGCCACGUCAGUAUUCCUUCACGAGGGUUACACCGACAGCAAUUUCCGGUUAUACUCUACCUCUGAUGUCUUGCCGAGCCCCACUCGCAAGUACAAAACUCUCGUUAAUGACUGUUGAAAUUGUUUUGUUAGAGUUAUUUUAUACAAAUGUGUGUUCUGCUCAUGGAAUUAUAUAAUAUUAUGUAGGAAAAUCAAAUAUGCUGGAAGCAUUGAAACAUUUGUUUGAUUAGAUUUUCUUUUCCAUAUUGGAUUAGAACAUUAUAGUAUUAUUUAAAAUUGUGCAGUUUUCCAAAACUGUAGCCUUAUGUGACAGGUAAAGCUGAACAAUGAAAGCAUUACUCAAUAGUGUGUGUGUGUGUGUGUGUGUGUGUGUUUAAUCUGAAAGUAACUGAUUGAAGAUAUUUCUUCAUAAUGUAUUUUGCUUUUUUCUCAUAAAUGCUCUAAGAAAAGCAGGCCUUGUCAAAUCAAUAUACUCCCUGAAAAAAAUACUUAUUUUUCCUAAGUCAGUAAAUUAUAUAAGAAAAGAAAAUCUUAUUAUGCAUGAUCAACAAAACCUGAUGUGAUGAAGAUAGUUGCCAUCUCUGUUUUGUUAUGUAUAGGUAAUGAAAGCAUAAGGCAAAACUGAUCAACUUGCUUUGGCUUGAAAAUCUCUAAAUAGUAGAUAGAGUUGAUUUUUACACAGUCUUGCUUAUGAAGGAUAACAAAACAAUAUCCAAUGGGCAAUGUUGAAAGAUGAAUCUCUAGGGUGGUAUUUGCUCACAGAUUGCAUAGGAUGGUUAAUCUUGCCUAUGAUGAAAUUAAGAAGAAUCUCUGUGGUGGCACUUGAGGUGUCAUGGUUGUGAAUACCUUCUCUGUGAAUGAGUUUUAGGAGUCAGUGCAGGUGUACAGUUGGAAGCGGAGUGUUUGUGAUUGUAAGACAGAAAAGUUGGCCUCUAAGUCAUAGAAUUGGCAAGGAGAUACUACGGAUGUGACUAAAUAGCAGUUGUUGGAUGGUGGAUGAGGUGGUGUAAGGGUGUAGAGAAUGAGGUUCAAAUGUGUAUGUUGUGUGUUUGUGUUAGAGAGUGAGACAGGGUUAAUGAAUGGUGAUGAAUGAAAUGGGUACAGACAGGGUAUACUGACAAUAUUUUUACUUAAACAAUCUUCAUUAAAUUAAGUAAAGUUUGUAAUGCUAGUUUUUGCUGUCUUUCAGAAAUUAGGUUAUAUCAUAAAAUAGUUUACGAGGCUUUGAAUGUGAUAUUCCUUGGCUAAUUGGAAAUGAGAAUUUGUAGUGAAGUGUUCUGUACACUGCAGUCUUGUCUCAGUUGCUUUCUUAUAUAACAAAAGCAAUAUAGGGAUGCAAUGGAAGUGUGUGUGUGUGUGUGUGUGUGUGUAAACAACUGAUAUUAGUGUAUCAAUUGACACUUAAUUUAUCUCUCUAAUCAUAGUAUUAGAAAACUAUUUUCAUAGGUAAAAGAAGGCUUGGUUUUUGGUUUUCACUAUACAGAAGCUUUUCAUUAUUGUGUGUGUGUGUGUGUGUGUGUGUGUGUGUGUGUGUGUGUGUGUGUGUGUGUGUGUGUGUGUGUGUAUAUAUAUAUAUAUAUAUAUAUAUAUAUAUAUAUAUAUAUAUAUAUAUAUAUAUAUAUAUAUAUAUAUAUAUAUAUAUAUAAAACAUUGUAUAUUGGGAAUAUUAUCUGUGAGAAAAAAUAAAACAUAUCCAUAGAGUAUAAGAACUAUAUCAUCUAUUUGCAACACCUGCUGAUAAUUUAUGUUUACUGUAUACAUAAUCAUCUUCGAUACAUAAAUCAAUGUCUUGGUCAGGAUACAAUAUUUACAAUUUUUUUUUAUCUAUAUGAAACCUGAAACUUAGUAUUAUUUCUCUCUCUCUCUCUCUCUCUCUCUCUCUCUCUCUCUCUCUCUCUCUCUCUCUCUCUCUCUCUCUCUCUCUCUCUCUCUCUCUCUCUCUCUCUCUCUCUCUCUCUCUCUCUCUCUCUCUCUCUCUCUCUCUCCUUUAAAAGUGGAAGCAGGUAUAGUGUUAGUGGACAGGAGGUAGCCCAGUUAUAAGAAACAUGGUAAUAUAUCUGUUUGCCAUGUUUUUUCUUUGCUUUCCUGCAUUCUAUUUGAGAGGGAUACUUCUUUUCUGUUGAUAGAUAACUCAGCUGGUUUAUUCAGUGUUCGAAUCAAUUCUGGAAAAAAAAAAUA